Stylophora pistillata is the source of this 1310-nucleotide messenger RNA. RefSeq lists its product as uncharacterized. The record is from RefSeq and is a predicted model, not a curated record. NCBI's taxonomy places the organism in Eukaryota, Metazoa, Cnidaria, Anthozoa, Scleractinia, Pocilloporidae. Gene Ontology annotation, molecular function: zinc ion binding.
AUCUGGGGACAUAAAUAAGAAAGUUCUUAUUAGCUUGUAACCUAGCAAUUAAUUUACUUUUAUUUUGUGUUUUUCUAGAGACGACCAGACCUGCCAUCGAUAGUCGCCGAAAGUUAUUCAAUUCACAUGAAGAGUUGAAGCCCCUGACUCCAAAAGGAAAGAGGAAGUCGUUUUAUAAUAAUUUGAAGGACUUGUUGCCAGAAUCGGCAUUCAUCAAAUUAGCAACGGCUGAGUUUGAGGAACCGUGUUCAACUUCCGUUACAAUAGAAAUUAAUACUGAAGUACCUGAAUGUGUAAUGCCUAAGUCAUCAAAGAAAGACUUAAGUGCUGAUGAUAUACAUCUGAUUGAACAAGGCACCAUUGGUCAGUCUGAGAAUGAGGCAUGGCACGAUUACAGAAAAGGCCGAUUAACUGCCUCUAAUUUCUAUAGAGUGUACACAAAAGUUGAAACCCUUAAAACUAAGGGGGGUGAUGCACAGGAACUAGUGGACACAAUCCAGGGUAAAAGUAAUGGACCAUCGGAACAUUUACCUGCUCUAAAAUAUGGAAGAAACAUGGAGAAAGUUGCUAAGGAUAAGUAUGUGAAACUGUUUCAGAGGGAGCACAAAGAUGCAAAAUUCAGAGAGUGUGGACUAUUUAUUGAUGAAUCUGACCAAUUCAUUGGAGCAUCCCCUGAUCUGCUUGUUGAAUGUUCCUGUUGUGGAUUAGGGGUGCUAGAAGUGAAGUGCCCUUAUUCUAUUGUUAAUGAUUUACCAUCAGAAGACAAUCUUUCCUACCUGGUAAAGAUUAAUGGCAAAAUUGUCUUGAAAGAGAAGCAUGCAUAUUUUGCACAGAUACAGGGACAAAUGGCUGUGACAAAGAGAACAUGGUGUCACUUCCUGGUCUACACCCAAAAGGGUUAUCAUCUGGAGCUAAUCAAGUUCAAUAAUGAUUACUGGGAAAAGAUAAAGCAAAACCUAAUUUGGUUUUAUAAUAAGUAUUUAAGUGAAUGAAUGCUCGUUAAUUAUAACUUGAUACAAAACUUUAUUUACAUGGUGUAAACACUAAAAAUACAUUUGUACAUUUUAUAUACAAUUUAGAAUUUUUACAAUUUCAUAUCUGGAAAAACUGGUCUGACAGUUCUAAAUUGAACUCAAAUAGUCUCUGAAUAGAACAGUAAAAUUGUCUGUUGUGGAAACUGGAAUGGAUGAAUCAAAUCAUGAAAUUUUAUACAAGUAAUGCAUUGACCACACUUCAGUAUGAUUGAAAAUGUUACAGUUUGAUAUUGUUUGCAGUUAUAUAUAUAGUAAUAAUAAAUAAUAUAUUAUUUA